GCCCUCUGCAUCUUUAUUAGUAAACCUUCUUUCAACUUUACUCAUCACGUUUGUGUUUGGAGAAACGGAAAUAAGAUUCGGUGGACAAACAGAAUUUGUCGUUAAUGAAACAAGUACAACAGUCAUUCGUCUCAUAAUCGAAAGGAUAGGAGAGCCAGCAAAUGUUACUGCGAUUGUAUCGCUGUAUGGAGAAGACACUGGUGACUUUUUUGACACAUAUGCUGCAACUUUUAUACCUGCUGGAGAAACAAAUAGAACAGUGUACAUAGCAGUAUGUGAUGAUGACUUGCCAGAACCUGAUGAAACUUUUAUUUUUCACUUAACAUUGCAGAAACCUUCUGCAAAUGUGAAGCUUGGAUGGCCAAGGACUGUUACUGUGACAAUAUUAUCAAAUGACAAUGCAUUUGGAAUUAUUUCAUUUAACAUGCCUUCCUCAGUCACAGUGAGCGAGCCCAGGGGCAGGAAUGAAUCUGUGCCUCUCACUCUCAUCAGGGAAAAGGGGACCUAUGGGAUGGUCACUGUGACUUUUGAGGUAGAGGGAGGCCCAAAUCCCCCUGAAGAAGAUUUAAGUCCAGUCAAAGGAAACAUCACCUUUCCCCCUGGCAGAGCCACAGUAAUUUAUAACUUGACCGUACUCGAUGAUGAGGUUCCAGAAAAUGAUGAAAUAUUUUUGAUUCAACUGAAAAGUGUGGAAGGAGGAGCUGAAAUCAACACCUCUAGGAAUUCUGUGGAAAUCAUCAUUAAGAAAAAUGACAGUCCCGUGAGAUUCAUUCAGAGUGUUUACUUGGUUCCUGAGGAAGACCACAUACUCAUUGUCCCAGUGGUUCGUGGGAAGAACAUCAGUGGACAUCUGAUUGGAUCUGAUGAAUAUGAAGUUUCCAUCAGUUACGCUGUUGUAACUGGGAAUUCCACAGCACAUGCCCAGCAAAACCUGGACUUCAUCGAUCUUCAGCCAAACACAACUAUUGUUUUCCCACCUUUUAUUCAUGAAGCUCACCUGAAAUUUCAAAUAGUUGAUGACACCAUACCAGAGAUUGCUGAAUCCUUUCACAUUAUGUUGCUAAAAGAUACCUUACAGGGUGAUGCUGUGCUAGUAAGCCCUUCAGUCGUACAAGUCACCAUUAAGCCAAAUGACAAACCUUAUGGAGUCCUUUCUUUCAACAGCAACUUGUUUGAAAGGACAGUUGUAAUUGAUGAGGAUACAACAUCAAGCUUUGAGGAAAUUACAGUGGUUAGAAACGGUGGCACCCACGGGAAUGUCUCUGUGAACUGGGUGCUGACACGGAACAGCAGUGACCUCUCACCGGUAACAGCAGAUAUCAGACCAAGUUCCGGAGUUCUCCAUUUUGCACAAGGGCAGAUGUUGGCCCUGAUUCCUCUUAUCGUCGUUGAUGAUGAUCUUCCAGAAGAGGCGGAAGCUUUUCUCCUUCAGAUUCUGCCUCACACGAUACGAGGGGGCGCAGAAGUGAGCGAACCCGCAGAGCUUUUGUUCUACAUUCAGGAUAGUGAUGAUGUUUAUGGCCUAGUAACAUUUUUUCCUAUGGAAAACCAGAAGAUUGAAAGCAGUCCAGGUGAACGAUAUUUAUCCUUGAGUUUUACAAGACGGGGAGGAACUAAAGGAGAUGUGAGAAUGCUUUAUUCUGCACUCUACAUCCCCGCUGGAGCCGUGGACCCCUUGCGAGCAAGAGAUGGCAUCUUAAAUGUAUCCAGGAGAAAUGGCCUCAUUUUUCCUGAGCAAAAAACUCAAGUCACUACAAAAUUACCAAUAAGAAACGAUGCAUUUCUUCAAAAUGGAGCCCACUUUCUAGUACAGUUGGAAACUGUGGAGUUGGUGAGCAUAAUUCCUCCAAUCCCACCCAUAAGUCCCAGAUUUGGGGAAAUCCGAAAUAUUUCUUUACUGGUUACUCCAGCCAUUGCAAAUGGAGAAAUUGGCUUUCUUAGCAAUCUUCCAAUCAUUUUGCAUGAACCAGAAGAUUCUGCUGCUGAAGUGGUUUAUAUUCCCUUGCAUCGGGAUGGAACUGAUGGUCAGGCUACUGUCUAUUGGAGUUUAAAGCCCUCUGGCUUGAAUUCAAAAGCAGUGACCCUGGAUGAUAUAGGUCCCUUUAAUGGCUCUGUUUUGUUUCUAUCUGGGCAAAGUGACACAACAAUCAACAUUACCGUCAAAGGUGAUGAUGUACCAGAAAUGAAUGAAACUGUAACACUUUCUCUAGACAGGGUAAAUGUGGAAAAUCAAGUGUUGAAAUCUGGAUAUACUAGCCGGGACCUAAUUAUAUUGGAAAAUGAUGAUCCUGGAGGGAUUUUUGAAUUUUCUCCUGCUUCCAGAGGACCCUAUGUUAUAAAAGAAGGAGAAUCUGUAGAGCUCCACAUCACCAGAUCGAGGGGGGCACUUGUUAAGCAGUUUCUACACUACCUAAUCGAGCCAAAAGAUAGCAAUGAAUUCUAUGGAAACAUGGGGGUGCUAGAAUUCAAACCUGGAGAGAGAGAGAUAGUGAUCACCUUGCUAGCAAGAUUGGAUGGGAUACCAGAGUUGGAUGAACACUACUGGGUGGUCCUCAGUAGCCAUGGGGAACGGGAGAGCAAGCUGGGAAGUGCCACCGUGGUCAACAUCACGAUUCUGAAAAACGAUGACCCUCAUGGGAUCCUUGAAUUUGUUUCUGAUGAUCUAAUUGUGACAAUAGAUGAAAGCAAAGGAGAUGAUAUCUGCAGUGCUAUUUAUGGUGUAAUAAGAAAUCGAGGCAACUUUGGUGAUGUUAGUGUAUCGUGGGUGGUUAGUCCGGACUUUACAGAAGAUGUAUUUCCGGUGCAAGGGACUCUUUUCUUUGGAGAUCAGGAGUUUUCAAAAAAUAUCACCAUUUACUCCCUUCCAGACGAGAUUCCAGAGGAAAUGGAAGAAUUCACCAUUAUCCUGCUUAAUGCCACUGGAGGAGCCAGUGUGGGAAACAGGACCACAGCAGUUCUGAGGAUUAGAAGAAAUGACGACCCUAUUUAUUUUGCAGAACCUCGUGUUGUGAGAGUUCAGGAAGGGGAGACUGUCAACUUCACCGUUCUCAGAAAUGGGUCUGUCGAUGUUACCUGCACUGUCCACUACGCAACCAUGGAUGGGAAGGCUACUGCAAGAGAGGGAGACUUCGUUCUCCUUGACAAAGGAGGAACACUUGUUUUUGAGGCUGGGAGUCGAGAGCAGCUCAUAUCUGUGUUUGUGAAUGAAGACGGUAUUCCAGAAACCGAUGAGCCCUUUUAUAUAGUCCUCUUUAAUUCAACAGGGGAUACAGUAGUAUAUCAAUAUGGAGUAGCUACCGUGAUCAUCGAAGCUAAUGAUGACCCAAAUGGUAUUUUUUCUCUGGAGCCCAUAGACAAGACAGUGGAAGAAGGAAAGACGAAUGCAUUUUGGAUUUUGAGGCACCGAGGAUACUUUGGCAAUGUUUCCGUGGCUUGGCAGCUGUUUCAGAAUGACUCUGCUUUGCAACCUGGACAAGAGUUCUAUGAAACUUCAGGGACUGUUGCCUUUCUGGAUGGAGAAGGAACAAAGUCAAUAAUCCUCCAUGCUUUUCCAGAUAAAAUUCCUGAAUUCAACGAAUUUUAUAACCUCAAGCUUGUAAACGUUUCAGGUGGAUCCCCAGGUCCUGGAGGCCAACUUGCAGAAAGCAACCUCCAGGUGACAGUGAUGAUUCCACUCAAUGAUGAUCCCUUUGGAGUUUUCAUCUUGGAUCCAGAGUGUUUAGAGAGAGAAGUAGCGGAAGAUGUCCUCUCGGAAGAUGACAUGUCUUAUAUGACCAAUUUCACCAUUCUGAGGCAACAGGGUGUCUUUGGUGAUGUACGAGUGGGCUGGGAAAUACUGUCCAGUGAGUUCACUGCUGGCUUGCCACCAAUGGUAGACUUUUUACUGGUUGGAAUUUUCCCCAGCACUGUGCACUUACAACCACACAUGCGACAUCAUCAUAGUGGAACAGAUGCUUUGUACUUCACCGGACUAGAGGGUGCAUUUGGCACUGUUGAUCAAAAAUACCAUCCCUCCAAAAAUAACACAAUUGCCAAUUUCACAUUCUCAGCUUGGGUAAUGCCUAAUGCCAACACAAAUGGAUUUGUUAUAGCGAAGGAUGAUGGUAAUGGAGGCCUCUACUAUGGGGUAAAAGUUCACACAAAUGAAUCCCAUGUGACACUUUCCCUUCAUUACAAAACCUUGGGUUCCAAUGCUACGUACAUUGCCAAGACAACAGUCAUGAAAUAUUUAGAAGAAAGUGUUUGGCUUCAUCUACUGAUUAUCCUGGAUGAUGGUAUAAUUGAAUUCUACUUGGAUGGAAAUGCAAUGCCCAGAGGGAUCAAGAGUCUGAAAGGAGAAGCCAUUACUGAUGGUCCUGGAAUACUGCGAAUUGGGGCCGGGCUCAAUGGCAAGAACCGAUUCAUGGGGCUGAUGCAGGAUGUGCGAGCCUAUGAGCGGAAACUGACCCUGGAAGAAAUUUAUGAGCUUCAUGCCCUGCCUGCGAGAAGUGACUUACACCCCAUCUCCGGGUACCUGGAGUUCAGGCAAGGAGAAACGAACAAAUCGUUCAUUGUUUCUGCGAGGGAUGACAAUGAGGAGGAGGGAGAAGAGUUCUUCAUUCUUAAACUCGUCUCUGUGUUUGGAGGAGCUCGUAUUUCUGAAGAAAACACGACAGCAAGAUUAAUAAUACAGAAAAGUGACAAUGCCAAUGGCUUGUUUGGUUUCACAGGAGCUUGUAUACCAGAGAUGGCUGAGGAGGGAUCCACCAUCUCCUGUGUGGUGGAGCGCACCAGAGGAGCGCUGGAUUAUGUGCACGUUUUUUACACCAUCUCACAGAUCGAAUCUGACGGCGUUAAUUACCUUGUUGAUGAUUUCGCCAAUGCCAGUGGAACUAUCACGUUCCUUCCUUGGCAGAGAUCAGAGGUCCUGAAUAUAUAUGUUCUUGAUGAUGAUAUUCCUGAACUGAACGAGUAUUUCCGUGUGACAUUGGUGUCUGCCAUUCCUGGAGAUGGGAAGCUAGGCUCAACCCCCACCAGUGGUGCAAGCAUAGAUCCCGAGAAGGAAACAACAGAUAUCACCAUUAAAGCUAGUGACCAUCCCUACGGCUUGCUGCAGUUCUCCACGGGGCUGCCCCCUCAGCCUGGGGACCCAAUGAACCUGCCUGCAAGCAUUGUCCCAAAUAUCACUGUGCAGGAGGAGGACGGAGAAGUCGGGCUUUUGGUCGUCCGAGCACAAGGACUUCUGGGCAGGGUGACUGCGGAAUUUAGAACCGUGUCCCUGACAGCAUUCAGUCCCGAGGACUACCAGAGUGCUGCUGGCACAUUAGAAUUUCAAACAGGAGAAAGAUAUAAGUAUAUUUCUGUCAAUAUCACUGAUAAUUCUGUCCCUGAGCUGGAAAAAUCUUUUAAAGUUGAGCUGUUAAACUUGGAGGGAGGAGUGGCUGAACUCCUUAGGGUUGAUGGCAGUGGUAGUGGUGAUGGGGACAUGGAAUUCUUCCUUCCAGCUAUUCACAAACGUGCCAGUCUAGGGGUGGCUUCCCAGAUUCUAGUGAUAAUCGGAGCCUCGGACCAUGCUCAUGGCGUAUUUGAAUUUAGCCCUGAGUCACUCUUUGUCAGUGGAACUGAACCCGAAGAUGGGCACAGCACAGUUGUAUUAAAGGUUGUGAGACAUUAUGGAGCUCUGUCUCAGGUGACUUUGCAUUGGAACAUAGACUCUGAUCCUGAUGGUGAUCUAGCCUUCACCUCUGGCAACCUCACGUUUGAGAUUGGGCAGACGACAGCCAACAUCACCGUGGAAAUAUUGCCAGAUGAAGAGCCAGAACUGGAUAAGGCAUUCUCUGUGUCAAUCCUCAGCAUCUCUAGGGGUUCUUUGGGAGUUCAUACUAAUGCCACAUUAACAGUUUUGGCUAGUGAUGAUCCUCAUGGGGUAUUCAUCUUUUCGGAGAAAAACAGACCUAUUAACGUGGAAGAAGCAACCCAGAACAUCUCGCUGUCGAUUAUAAGGUUGAAAGGCCUCAUGGGAAAAGUCAUGGUUUCAUAUGCAACACUAGAUGACAUGGAAAAACCACCUUAUUUUCCACCUAAUUUAGCCAGAGCAACUCAAGGGAGAGACUAUAUACCAACUUCUGGAUUUGCCUUUUUUGGAGCUAAUCAGAGUGAGGCAACGAUAGCUAUAUCAAUUUUAGAUGAUGAUGAACCAGAAAGAUCGGAGUCUGUGUUUAUUGAAUUACUCAACUCUACUUUAAUAGAGAAAGUACAGAACCGUCCAAUUCCAAAUUCUCCACGCCUUGGACCGAAGGUAGAGACGAUUGCCCAUCUGAUUAUUAUUGCCAAUGAUGAUGCCUUUGGGACGCUUCAGCUCUCAGCGCCAAUUGUUCGAGUGGCAGAAAACCAUGUGGGACCCAUUAUCAAUGUGACUAGAACAGGAGGAGCAUUUGCAGAUGUUUCUGUGAAGUUUAAAGCUGUGCCAAUCACUGCAGUAGCUGGUGAAGAUUAUAGUAUAGCUUCAUCCGAUGUGGUCUUGCUGGAAGGGGAAACCAGUAAAGCCGUGCCAAUAUAUAUCAUUAAUGACAUCUACCCUGAGCUGGAAGAAUCUUUUCUUGUGCAGUUGCUGAAUGAAACUACAGGUGGAGCCAAACUAGGGGCUUUAACAGAGGCAGUCAUUAUUAUCGAGGCCUCUGAUGACCCCUAUGGAUUAUUUGGUUUUCAGAUUACUAAACUUAUUGUAGAGGAACCUGAGUUUAACUCAGUGAAGGUAAACCUGCCAAUAAUUCGAAAUUCUGGGACACUCGGCAAUGUUACUGUCCAGUGGGUUGCCACCAUUAAUGGACAGCUUGCUACUGGCGACCUGCGAGUUGUCUCAGGUAAUGUGACCUUUGCCCCUGGGGAAACCAUUCAAACCUUGUUGUUAGAGGUCCUGGCUGACGACGUUCCGGAGAUUGAAGAGGUUAUCCAAGUGCAACUAACUGAUGCCUCAGGUGGAGGUACUAUUGGGUUAGAUCGAGUGGCAAGUAUUAUUAUUCCUGCCAAUGAUAAUCCGUAUGGUACAGUAGCCUUUGUUCAGAUGGUUUAUCGUGUUCAAGAGCCUCUGGAAAGAAGUUCCUGUGCUAACAUAACUGUCAGGCGAAGCGGAGGGCACUUUGGUGGCCUGCUGUUGUUCUACAGUACUUCCGAUAUUGAUGUAGUGACUCUUGCAGUUGAGGAAGGCCAAGAGUUAUUGUCCUACUACGAAUCGCCAAUUCAAGGGAUGCCUGACCCACUUUGGAGAACUUGGGUGAAUGUCUCCGCAGUGGGGGAGCCCCAGCAUGCCUGUGCCACUCUGUGCCUCCGAGAACAUGCCUGCUCAGCAUUUUCAUUUUCUGACACUUCUGAGGGUCCCUGGUGUUUUUGGAUGACAUCAUGGAUCGACCCAACUGUCAACAAUUCAGACUUCUGGACCUACAGGAAAAACACGACCAGGGUAGCAUCUCUUUUUAGUGGUCAGGCUGUGGCUGGCAUUGACUAUGAGCCUGUGACAAGGGAGUGGGCCAUCAUGCUCGAAGGUGAAGAGUUUGCAAAUCUCACAGUUUCUAUUCUUCCUGAUGAUGUCCCGGAGAUGGAUGAGAGUUUCCUCAUUUCUCUCCUGGAAGUUCACCUCAUGAACAUCACAGCCAGUGUGAAGAAUCGGCCAACCAUAGGACAGCCAAAUACUUCUAUGGUUGUCAUAGCGCUCAAUGGCGAUGCCUUUGGAGUGUUUGUGAUCUAUAGUAUCAGUCCCAAUACCUCAGAAGAUGGCUUGCUUGUCGAAGUUCAAGAGCAGUCCCAAACCUCGGUGGAGCUAGUGAUCCACAGGACAGGGGGCAGCGCAGGUCAGGUGACCGUUGAGUGGCGUGUCGUUGGCGGAACGGCUACUGAAGGUAUAGAUUUUAUAGGUGCUGGCGACAUUCUGACUUUUGCUGAAGGUGAAACCAAAAAGCUAGCCAUUUUAACCAUCUUGGAUGAUUCCGAACCAGAGGAUGAUGAAAGCAUCAUAAUUAGUCUGGUGUACACCGAAGGUGGAAGUAGAAUUUUGCCCAGCUCCGACACCGUUAGAGUGAACAUUCUGGCCAAUGACAAUGUGGCGGGCAUUGUUAGCUUUCAAACAGCUUCCAGAUCUGUCAUAGGUCAUGAAGGAGAAAUUUUGCAAUUUCAUGUGAUAAGAACCCUCCCUGGUCGAGGAAAUGUUACUGUUAACUGGAAAAUUAUUGGGCAAAAUCUAGAACUCAAUUUUGCUAACUUUAGUGGACAACUCUUCUUUCCUGAGGGGUUAUUGAAUAAAACAAUAUUUGUGCCUUUGUUGGAUGACAACAUUCCCGAAGAGAAAGAAGUAUACCAAGUCAUUCUGUUUGAUAUCAGAACGCAAGGAGUCCCACCAGCAGGAAUCGCUCUGCUUGAUGUUCAAGGAUACGCAGCUGUCUUGACAGUGGAAGCCAGUGAUGAGCCACAUGGAGUCUUAAAUUUUGCUCUUUCCUCAAGAUUUGUGCUGCUACAAGAGGCUAACAUAACAAUUCAGCUUUUCGUUAACAGAGAGUUUGGAUCACUAGGAGCUAUCAAUGUCACGUAUACCACGGUUCCUGGGAUGGUGAGUCUGAAGAACCAAACAGAAGGAAACCUAGCAGAGCCGGAAGUUGAUUUUGUCCCGGUAAUUGGCUUUCUGAUUCUAGAAGAAGGAGAAACAGCAGCAGCCAUCAACAUUACUAUACUCGAGGAUGAUAUACCAGAGCUAGAAGAAUAUUUCCUGGUGAAUUUGACAUCUGUUGAACUUAUCAUGGCUCCUUUUACUUCAUUUCCUCCCAGACUUGAUUCAGAAGGCUUGACUGCACAAAUCAUCAUUGAUGCCAACGAUGGUGCCCGAGGUGUGAUCGAAUGGCAACGUAGCAGGUUUGAAGUAAAUGAAACCCAUGGAAGUUUAAUACUGGUAGCCCAGAGGAGCAGAGCAGCUCUUGGCCAUGUUUCCUUGUUCGUGUAUGCUCAAAAUUUGGAAGCACAACUGGGGCUGGAUUACGUUUUCACCCCAAUGAUUCUUCAUUUUGCUGAUGGAGAAAGGCAUGCAAAUGUUGAAAUCAUGAUUCUUGAUGAUGACAUUCCAGAAGGAGAUGAAAAAUUUCAGUUAAUUUUAACAAAUCCUUCUCCUGGACUAGAGCUGGGGGAAAAAACAAUAGCUUUAGUUACUGUCCUUGCUAAUGACGAUGGCCCCGGAGUUCUGUCAUUCAACAACAGUGAGCACUUUUUUCUGAGAGAACCAACCGCUCUCUAUGUCCAGGAGAGUGUGGCAAUGUUGUACAUCGUUCGGGAACCCACCCAAGGACUGUUUGGAACAGUGACUGUUCAAUUCAUUGUGACGGAAGUGAAUUCUUCAACAGAGUCUAAAGAUCUGACUCCUUCCAAAGGCUAUAUUGUUUUUGAAGAAGGUGUUCGAUUCAAGGCCCUACACAUAUCUGCCAUAUUAGACACGGAACCAGAAAUGGAUGAGCAUUUUGUAUGCACCUUGUUUAAUCCAACUGGAGGUGCUAGACUAGGGGCACAUGUGCAAACCCUGAUAACAGUUUUGCAAAACCAGGCCCCUUUGGGACUGUUCAGUAUCUCUGCAGUUGAAAAUAGAGCCACCUCCAUAGACCUUGAAGAAGCCAACAGGACUGUAUAUUUAAAUGUAUCACGUACGAAUGGCAUGGAUUUGACUGUGAGUGUGCAGUGGGACACAGUCUCUGAAACAGCCUUUGGCAUGAGGGGAAUGGAUGUUGUGUUUUCCAUAUUUCAAAGUUUUUUGGAUGAAUCAGCUUCUGGAUGGUGUUUCUUUGCUUUGGAAAAUUCAAUAUAUGGUAUAAUGUUAAGAAAAUCAUCUUUUACUAUUUACCGAUGGCAAGGGAUUUUUAUUCCAGUUAAGGAUUUAAAUAUAGAAAAUCCUAAAACUUGUGAGGCCUUUAAUAUUGGUUUUUCCCCCUACUUUGUGAUUACUCAUGAAGAAAGACAUGAAGAAAAGCCUUCUGUUAACAGGGUGUAUACAUUCACAUCUGGAUUUAAAUUACUCCUGGUGCAAACAAUCAUUAUUUCGGAAAGUUCCCAAGUAAAAUAUUUUACUUCAGAUAGUCAAGAUUAUAUAAUUGUUGCAAGUCAGAGAGAUGAUUCCGAAUUAACUCAGGUCUUCAGGUGGAAUGGAGGAAACUUCGUGUCGCAUCAGAACCUCCCUGUCCGAGGUGUGCUGAGCAUGGCUGUGUUCACCAGAGCGGGCUCUGUGUUCUUGGCCAUUUCCCAGGCAAACACCAGGCUCAACUCCUUGUUAUUCAGAUGGUCUGGCAGUGGGUUCAUUAACUUUCAAGAUGUGCCGGUCAGUGGGACAACGCAAGUUGAGGCUUUGUCUUCAGGCAAUGAUAUUUACUUAGUAUUUGCCAAAAAUAUCUUUCUAGGAGAUCAGAAUUCAAUUGAUAUUUUCACCUGGGAGACGGGACAGUCUUCUUUCCGAUAUUUUCAGUCCCUGGAUUUUGCCAGUGUUCACAGGAUCCACUCCUUCACACCAGCCUCAGGAAUAGUCCACAUACUUCUUAUUGGCCAAGAUACAUCUGCUCUUUACUGCUGGAAUUCGGAGCUGAAUCACUUCUCAUUUGUUGUGGAAGCACCUCCUGCUUAUGAAGUGGCUUCUGUCACAGUGAAGUCCCUGAAUUCAAGCAAGAGUUUAAUAGCUCUGGCGGCAGCCACUCACUCACAUCUGUAUGAGCUGGCCUCAGUCUCCAGCCAGUCUGACUUCAUUCCUAGUUCAGGUGAACUGAUAUUUGAACCUGGUGACAGAGAAGCUACAAUUGUGGUAAAUAUCCUGGAUGAUAUAGUUCCAGAAGAAGAAGAAUAUUUCAAAGUUCAGCUUAAAAAUCCCAAAGGAGGAGCAGAGAUUGGUAUUCAUGGUUCUGUAACAAUAACUAUUCUGUCUAAUGAUGAUGCCUAUGGAGUUGUUGCAUUUGCUCAGAAUUCAUUAACUAAGCAAGUGGAAGAAAUGGAGCAAGAUAGCCUAGUCACUUUGAAUGUUGAGCGCUUGAAAGGAACAUAUGGUCGUAUAACCGUAGCAUGGGAAGCUGAUGGAAGUAUUAGCGACAUAUUUCCUACCUCGGGAGUGAUUUCAUUUACCGAAGGCCAGGCACUGUCCACAAUCACUCUGACGGUUCUUGCUGAUGAUAUACCAGAGUUAGCAGAGGUUGUGAUUGUGACACUCACCCGUAUUACCACAGAAGGGGUGGAAGACCCAUCCAAGGGAGCUACUAUUGACCAGAAAAGAAACAAGUCUGUGAUCACUACUCUGCCCAAUGACUCACCCUACGGCUUGGUGGGCUGGCACGCAGGGUCUCUCUUCGUUAAAGUAGUAGAGCCUGAAGAGAACAUCACCAUUCUUCAGUUACAAAUAGUUCGAGAUAAAGGACUCCUUGGGGACAUUGCUGUUUACCUGAAAGCUAAACCCAAUUUCUUACUGCAUGCCAAUAAUCAAGCUACUGAGAGUGAAGAUUAUGUGCUGCAAGAAACAAUAAUAAUAAUGAAAGAAAAUAUAAAAGAAGCUUAUGCCAAAGUUGCCAUUUUGCCAGAUGAUGUUCCCGAGCUGGAGGAAGGAUUUGUUGUCACUGUCACCGGGGUGAACCUGCUGAACUCCGACUUCUCUGCAGGACAGCCAGGUUUACGGAGGCCUGGGAUGGAAACGGCUGAGAUAACAAUCGAAGAAAAUGAUGAUCCCAGAGGAAUCUUCAUGCUUCGUGUUAUCAGAGAUGUUGGUGGAGUUAUUAUUGCCUAUGAGAUGCCUUCACCCGCGAAUGUUCUUCAAGUCCCUGUAGUCCGGCUGGCUGGAAGCUUUGGGGCAGUGAAUGUUUAUUGGAAAGCAACACCAGACAGUGCUGGCCUGGAAGACUUUAAGCCAUCUCAUGGAAUUCUCAAAUUUGCAGAUGGACAAGUUACUGCAAUGAUAGAAAUCACCAUAAUUGAUGAUGCUGAAUUUGAACUCAUAGAGACCUUCAGUAUUUCCCUACUUAGUGUGACUGGAGGUGGCCGACUUGGUGAUGAUGUUGCAGUAACUGUUGUUAUUCCACAAAAUGAUUCUCCAUUUGGAGUAUUCGGAUUUGAAGAAAAGACUGUAAUGGUUGAUGAAUCCCUUUUGUCUGAUGACCCUGAUUCUUAUGUGACAUUGACGGUUGUCCGGUCCCCAGGAGGAAAAGGAGCUGUCCGCCUUCAGUGGGCUGUAGAUGAGAAGGCCAAGCAUGACCUCAGUCCUUUGAAUGGAACACUUCAUUUUGAUGAGACUGAGUCCCAGAAGACCAUUGUACUGCACACACUUCAAGACUCCGUGUUGGAAGAGGACAGACGUUUCACCAUUCAGCUGAUAUCAGUUGAUGAGGUAGAAAUAUCUCCAGUAAAAGGCAGUGCAUCCAUCAUCAUCCGGGGAGACAAAGGGGCAUCAGGGGAAGUCGGGAUAGCGCCGUCCUCUCGGCACGUCCUCAUCGGAGAACCCUCAGCAAAGUAUAACGGAACUGCCAUCAUCAGCCUUGUCCGUGGCCCAGGGAUUUUUGGGGAUGUCACGGUGUUCUGGAGGAUAAUCCCUCCUUCUGUGGGGGAAUUCGCAGAAACAUCAGGAAAACUGACAAUGCGAGAUGGGCAGUCGGCGGCCAUUGUAGUCAUACAGGCUUUGAAUGAUGACAUUCCCGAGGAAAAGCAUUUCUACAAGUUUCAGCUCACUGAGAUCAGUGCAGGGGGCACGCUGUCAGAACCCAGCAGCUCUGCCAACAUCACCAUGGUGGCCAGUGAUGCCCCCUAUGGCCAAUUUGCUUUUUCACAUGAGCAGCUUUACGUGUCAGAAGCAGAACAGAGGGUCAACAUCACCAUCAUCCGUAUGGGUGGAUACUUUGGCCUCGUGAGAGUCUGGUAUGAGACAACGGGCGGGACGGCAGAAGCAGGCUUGGACUUCCUUCCUGCGGCAGGGGAGCUCCUCUUCGAAGCAGGGGAGGUGGGGAAAAGUCUGCGUGUUGAAAUCAUUGACGAUGACCAUCCUGAAGGGCCUGAGGAAUUCUCUCUAGCAAUUACAAAGGUGGAACUCCAAGGAAGAGGGUAUGAUUUUACCAUCCGAGAAAAUGGACUUCAGAUAGAUCAACCUCCUGAAAUAGGAAACAUUUCCAUUGUUCAAAUCAUAAUAAUGAAAAAUGACAAUGCAGAGGGCAUCAUUGAAUUUGACCCCAAGUAUACUGCCUUCGAAGUGGAGGAAGAUGUCGGACUGGUCAUAAUUCCCGUGGUGAGGCUGAAAGGAACGUAUGGUCAGGUGACAGCUGACUUCACUGCUCACAGCUCCUCCGCCGUCCCUGGGGGUGUCGAUUACAUACUGCAUGGUGAUUCCAUCACCUUCUGGCAUGGACAGAACUUAAGUUUUAUAAAUGUCUCCAUCGUUGAUGACAGCGAAAGUGAAUUUGAGGAGCCCAUUGAGAUUCUGCUCACUGGGGCGACGGGCGGAGCGGUCCUUGGGCGCCACCUAGUGAGCAGGAUCACCAUCGCCAAGAGUGACUCUCCCUUCGGCCUUGUAAGGUUUCUCAAUCAAAGCAAAAUCUCUGUUCCUAACCCCAAUUCCACAACGAUUUUGUCCUUGGUGCUGGAGCGGACCGGAGGACUCUUGGGAGAGAUUCAGGUGAACUGGGAGAUAUUGGGACCUAAUUCUCAAGAAGCCUUACCACCGCAGAACAGAGACAUCGCAGACCCAGUGAACGGGCUCUUUCAUUUUGGAGAAGGAGAGGGUGGAGAGAGAUCCAUUGUUCUGACCAUGCAUCCUCAUGAGGACGUUGAAGUGGAAGAGACUUUCAUCAUUCGACUCCAACUUGUGAAAGGAGAAGCUAAAUUAGACUCCAGGGCUAAAGAGAUUACCUUAACAAUACAAAAGUUUGGUGAUCCAAAUGGAGUUGUCCAAUUUGCGCCUGACUCUCUCUCUAAGAAGAUUUAUUCAGAGCCUGCUGCUUUGGAAGGGCCCCUGAUCAUUACCUUCUUUGUCAAGAGAAUCAAAGGCACCUUUGGAGAGAUUACGGUUUCCUGGGAGUUAAGUAGUGAGUUUGAUUUCACUGAAGACUUUCUUUCCACAAGUGGGUUUUUUGCCAUUGCUGAUGGAGAGAGUGAAGCUAGCUUUGAUGUUCACUUGCUACCGGAUGAUGUACCUGAGAUAGAGGAAGAAUAUGAGAUCCGGCUUGUCUCUGUACAGGGAGGAGCAGAACUGGACCCCGAGAAACACGCUGCAUGGUUCUCUGUGUAUGCAAAUGAUGACCCCCAUGGAGUGUUUGCCCUGUACUCAGAUCGCCAGGCGAUACUUAUUGGACAGAACCUUCUUAGAUCCAUCCAGAUUAACAUAACCCGGCUUGCGGGGACAUUUGGAGAUGUGGCUGUGGGGUUCCGAAUCUCUUCUGAUCAUAAGGAACAGCCGAUUGUCACUGAACGUGCAGAGAGGCAGCUAGUGGUCAGAGACGGUGCUAGAUACAUAGUGGACACGGUGCCAAUAAAGAAUCAGGUCUUCCUGUCGCUGGACUCUAAUUUCACUUUGCAACUGGUGACGGUGAUGCUUGUUGGUGGGCAUUUCUACGGAAUGCCAACAAUUCUCCAGGAAGCCAAAUCCGCAGUCCUACCUGUCUCUGAGAAAGCUGCCAAUUCUCAGGUUGGAUUUGAAUCCACAGCUUUUCCACUCACGGACAUCACUGCCGGCACUAGCCAGGUUGUGAUCUCUAGAAGAGGCACUUAUGGCUCCCUCUCGGUUGCCUGGACCACCGGAUAUGCCCCUGGCUUAGACAUCCCGGAACUUAUUGUUGUUGGCAACAUGACCCCAGCACUGGGGAGCCUCUCAUUCUCCCACGGUGAACAGAGGAAAGGUGUUUCCCUGUGGAUGUUCCCCAGCCCUGGUCGACCAGAGGCCUUUGUAAUUCACCUGUCAGGAGUGCAGAGCAGUGCACCUGGAGGAGCUCGGCUCCGAUCAGGUUUCACUGUUGCUGAAAUUGAACCCAUGGGAAUCUUCCAAUUUUCCCCUCGUUCAAGAAAUAUCACAGUGUCAGAGGAUACCCGGAUGGUCAGAUUACAUGUACAGAGGCUGUUUGGAUUCCACAGCGAUCUCAUUCAAGUUUCCUACCAGACAACUGCUGGAAGUGCCAAGCCGCUGGAAGACUUUGAGCCUGUCCAGAAUGGGGAGCUGUUGUUUCGAAAAUUCCAAGCUGAGGUUGAUUUUGAAAUAAGCAUUAUUAAUGAUCAGCUUCCUGAGGUCGAUGAAAUUUUUUACAUUAACAUUACUUCAGUAGAAAUCAGGGGAUUACGGAAGUUUGAGUCUCAUUGGAGACCACGCCUGAAUCUAGAUUUCAGUGUUGCAGUAGUCACCAUCUUGGAUAAUGAUGACUUACCAGGAGUGGAUGCUUCUUUCCCCAUGACAGCUGUGGCUGUAGCAGUCGACACAACUCUCACUCCUGUAGAAACUGAUUCCACCACACACCCCAGCACAAGCAAGACAACAAGCAUUCCAGAGCCAACCGAGAUGGUCGCCAUUGUUACUGAGGUGACAGGGGUGGCUGUCAUCCCAGGGAAACUUGUCACUCUUCAUGGCACACCUGCCGUGUCUGAAAAGCCUGAUGUGGCCACUGCAACUGCCAAUGUUUCUAUGCAUGGAACAUUCAGUCUCGGGCCCCCCAUUGUUUAUGUUGAAGAGGAGAUGAAGAACGGCACACUCAAUGCCGCUGAAGUUCUUAUCCGAAGGACGGGUGGGUUUACUGGCAAUGUCAGUGUAACAGUUAAAACGUUUGGCGAAAGAUGUGCUCAGAAGGAACCAAGUGCAUUGCCCUUCCGUGAUCACUUUGGAAUUUCCAACCUCACGUGGGCAGUUGAAGAAGAAGACUUUGAAGAACAAACUGUCAUCCUUACGUUUCUAGAUGGAGAACGAGAACGGAGAGUGUCAGUUCAUAUUUUGGACGAUGAUGAGCCUGAGGGGCAGGAAUUCUUCUACGUGUUUCUCACAGACCCCCAGGGGGGAGCACGGAUUGUGAAGGGAAAGGAUGACACUGGGUUUGCAGCUUUCGCCAUGGUCAUUAUUACAGGGAGUGACCUUCACAAUGGCAUCAUAGGAUUCAGUGAGGCAUCCCAGAGUGGACUUGAACUUGGGGGCGGAGCUGGUAUAAGAAGACUGCAUCUUAAUGUCACAAGGCAGCCAAACAGGGCCUUUGAAGAUGUCAAGGUCUUCUGGAGAGUCACGUUUAACAAAACAGCUGUUGUGCUCCAGAGAGAGGGGGUCGACCUGGUAGACGAACUCCUGUCCGUGUCAGGGACCACAACCUGCACAGCGGGUCAAACAAAAUGCAUCAUCAUCAUUGACCUUAAACCAGAGAAGAUACCUCAAGUUGAAGUGCAUUUCUUUGUGGAACUCUAUGAAGUGACUGCUGGAGCAGCCAUCAACCACAGUGCCAGGUUUGCAUGGAUUACAGUCUUACCGAGUGAUGAACUUCAGAGCCUCGUGUACUUUGCUGUGGGUUCUCGGCUGGCAGUGACUCACAAGAAGGCCACCUUAAUCAGUUUGCAGGUGGCCAGAGAUUCUGGGACAGGACUAAUGAUGUCUGUUAACUUUAGCACCCAGGAACUGAGGAGUGCAGAAACCAUCGGUCGUACCCUCAUCUCUCCAGCUGUUUCUGGGAAGGAUUUUGUGAGAACUGAAGGCACAUUGGUCUUUGAACCUGGCCAGAGAAGCACUGUAUUGGAUGUCAUCCUAACGCCAGAGACGGGGUCUUUAAAUCCAUUUCCUAAACGCUUCCAGAUUGUGCUUUUUGACCCAAAAGGUGGUGCCAAAAUUGACAAAGUAUAUGGAACCGCCAACGUCACGCUUGUGUCUGACGCAGACUCGCAGGCCGUGUGGGGGCUUGCCGAUCAGCUCCACCAGCCCCUGGAUGGUGACAUUCUCAACAGAGUGCUCCACACGGUCAGCAUGAAAGUGGCCACGGAAACCACGGAGGAGCAGCUCAGUGCCGUGAUGCACUUAAUAGAGAAGAUAACUGCUGAAGGAAGAAAUCAAGCUUUCAGUGUGGAAAGCCGGACUCUUUUCUACGAGAUUCUUUGUGCUCUUGUCAACCCAAAGCGCGAGGAUACGAGGGGAUUCAGCCACUUUGCUGAAGUGACUGAGAAUUUUGCCUUUUCUCUGCUGACUAACAUCACCUGUGGUUCUCCCGGUGAAAAAAGCAAAACCAUCCUUGACAGUUGCCCCUAUCUGUCGAUCCUGGCUCUUCACUGGUAUCCUCAGCAAAUCAAUGGGCACAAAUUUGAAGGGAAGGAAGGUGACUACAUUCGAAUUCCAGAGAGGCUGUUGGAUGUCCCAGAUGAAGAAGUAGUGGCUGGGGAAAGUACAUGUAAAUCAAUCCAGUUUACGGAGUAUAGCAGCCAGCAGUGGUUUCUAACUGGAAACAAUCUCCAUGCCUUGAAAAAUAAGGUAUUAUCUUUGAGCAUGAAAAGUCAGAGUCCACAACUCCUGACAAACAACAAUGAAGUUCUCUAUAGGAUUUAUGCUGCGGAGCCGAGAAUCGUUCCUCAGACGUCUCAGUGUCUCUUUUGGAAUCAGGCUGCUGCAAGCUGGUUGUCCGACAGUCAGUUUUGCAAAGUGGUUGAGGACACUUCAGACUAUGUGGAAUGUGCCUGUUCACACAUGUCCGUGUAUGCUGUCUAUGCCCAGACUGACAACCUGUCAUCAUACAAUGAAGCCUUUUUCUCUUCUGGAUUUAUAUGUAUCUCAGGUCUUUGCUUGGCUGUUCUUUCCCAUGUCUUCUGUGCCAGGUACUCCAUGUUUGCAGCUAAACUUCUGACUCACAUGAUGGCCGCCAGUUUAGGUACCCAGAUCAUGUUUUUGGCAUCGGCGUACGCCAGUCCCCAACUCACAGAGGAGAGCUGCUCAGCGGUGGCUGCUGUCACGCAUUACCUGUACCUGUGCCAGUUUAGCUGGAUGCUCAUUCAGUCUGUGAAUUUCUGGUACGUGCUGGUGAUGAAUAAUGAACACACAGAGAGGCGUUACCUGCUGUUCUUCCUUCUGAGUUGGGGACUUCCAGCCUUUGUGGUGAUUCUCCUCAUAGUUAUUCUGAGAGGGAUCUAUCAGGAGAGCAUGCCCCAGGUCUACGGACUCCUUCAUGGCGACCUGUGUUUUAUCCCAAACGUCUAUGCAGCUUUGUUCACGGCCGCUCUCCUUCCUCUGAUGUGCCUGGUGGUGGUGUUCGUGGUAUUCAUCCAUGCCUACCAGGUGAAGCCACAGUGGAAGUCAUAUGAUGACGUCUUCAGGGGAAGGACAAAUGCCGCAGAAAUCCCACUGAUUUUGUAUCUCUUUGCCCUGAUUUCUGUGACGUGGCUUUGGGGAGGACUGCACAUGGCCUACAGACACUUCUGGAUGUUGGUCCUCUUUGUCAUUUUCAACAGUUUGCAGGGACUUUACGUCUUUGUGGUUUAUUUCAUUUUGCACAACCAGAUGUGCUGCCCCAUGAAGGCCAGCUACACGGUGGAAAUGAACGGGCACCCGGGGCCCAGCUCUGCCUUCUUCACACCGGGGAGCGGGAUGCCUGCCGCAGGCGGAGAGAUCAGCAAGUCCACCCAGAACCUCAUCAGCGCCAUGGAGGAGGUACCACCUGACUGGGAGAGAGCAUCCUUCCAACAAGCCAGUCAGGCCAGCCCAGAUUUAAAGCCGAGUCCACAAAACGGCGCCACGUUUCCCUCUGGAGGAUAUGGCCAGGGGUCGCUGAUAGCCGAUGAGGAGUCCCAGGAGUUUGAUGACCUGAUAUUUGCAUUAAAAACGGGUGCUGGUCUCAGUGUCAGUGACAACGAGUCUGGUCAGGGCAGCCAGGAGGGAGGCACAUUGACUGACUCCCAGAUCGUGGAGCUCAGGAGGAUACCCAUCGCGGACACCCACCUCUAGGGCCUCGCCAGCCGCCGGACGGAGGAUGCGUUCCUGGCUGCAUUGGCCCCAGUGCUGAAGCUCUCCAAGAGCAGAUAACCAUGGGUGGGAAUCUGCCGGAUGGAUGAUUAGCACGGAAGUGAUUGUUGUGUUUGGAGUAUAAACUACUGAUUGCGUGCAGCCUGAGAAUUCCUGCUGUGACGAAAGACCGGGUCGGUUCCUAUCCGUUCAUGGGAUGUACAUAUUCCAAGGAUAUUCGUUGUUUUUUAAUCAUCCUCCAUGGCUAACAUUGUUUAAAGUUUAAAGAAAGUAAUAAUCAAUAAAAGCAGUAGAAUCCA
Molecule: messenger RNA, 19215 nt
Organism: Carlito syrichta (Philippine tarsier)
Lineage: Eukaryota; Metazoa; Chordata; Mammalia; Primates; Tarsiidae
Gene: ADGRV1
Product: adhesion G protein-coupled receptor V1
Exons: 89
Coding region: 425-18898 (6157 amino acids)
Biological process (GO): cell communication; negative regulation of adenylate cyclase activity; cell surface receptor signaling pathway
Cellular component (GO): membrane
Molecular function (GO): G protein-coupled receptor activity
Source: RefSeq, a predicted model, not a curated record